GGUGUGUACGGAUGGCCAGUGAACACACUCAACCCAGUCCAAACAGCGAGCCCCUUCAUCGAGAUCAUUGAACAGCCGAAACAGCGCGGGAUGCGCUUUCGCUACAAAUGCGAGGGGCGCUCAGCGGGAAGCAUACCUGGGGAGAAAAGCAACGACACCACCAAAACCCACCCGGCCAUUAAGGUGCACAACUACAGUGGUCCGCUGCGCGUUCGCAUCUCCCUGGUGACAAAGAACACGCCGUACAAGCCUCAUCCGCACGAGCUAGUGGGAAAGGACUGCAAGCACGGCUACUAUGAGGCCGACCUGCAGGAGAGGCGGAUACACAGUUUUCAGAACUUGGGCAUUCAGUGUGUGAAGAAGAAAGAUGUGAUUGAGGCCAUCACCUGCAGGCUGCAGACCAACAACAACCCCUUUAACAUUCCCGAGGCCAAGGUGUGGGAAGAGGAAUUUGACCUGAAUUCAGUGCGACUCUGCUUCCAGGCUUCCAUCAAGCUGCCUACGGGGGAACUUUUCCCCCUGGAGCCCAUGGUCUCUCAGCCCAUCUUCGAUAAUAGGGCUCCAAACACAGCAGAGCUAAAGAUCUGCAGAGUGAACCGCAACUCGGGCAGCUGCAAAGGUGGUGAUGAAAUCUUUCUACUGUGCGACAAAGUGCAAAAAGAGGACAUUGAAGUACGCUUCUUCCAUGACAACUGGGAGGGCAAGGGGACAUUCUCUCAAGCUGACGUUCACAGGCAGGUGGCCAUCGUGUUCCACACGCCGCCCUACCGCGACCCCAACCUUAGCGAACCCGUCCGCGUCAAGGUGCAGUUGCGCAGGCCCUCGGACCGCGAGGUUAGCGAGCCCAUGGACUUCCAGUACUUGCCCGCUGACCGAGACGAAUACAGGCUGAGCGAGAAGAGGAAACGCACCGGCAGCAUGUUCGAGAGUCUCAAGCUGGGAUCGGUGUUGACCACAGUGUCGAUGCCGACGGCGGAUCGACGACACAUCAGCACCGCUCGGCGGACGGUCCCGACCAAACCUUCGACAAUCAUGGCCCCGACUUUUCCUCCUAGCGCCAGCGGGGCGAAACCGCAACCCACCUUCGCUUACGUGCAACCGAGUCAGAUGUUCUCGGCGCAGACCAAGGCGGAGGUCUCCCCGUUACCGUCGGCCGCGAGCCAAUCGUGGAAGAUCAUGGAGAGCUUGAAUUUGGGUCCGCAGCCCAAAGCUGUUCAGGUUCCCAGUUUGCCUAUGAACCAGCCUUCCGUCCCUAACCAGGAGUACUCCACCGUUAGCCUGUCAGACAUUCAGGAGUUCUUUCCCAGCAGCGCCGCCGAGCCUUCAGCCUCGCAGGGGAGCGUGGGCUCUUCGCAGUCAACGGGCUUCUUCCAUUUAAUGGGCUCUCACUUCCCAGUGCCGGGCGGUCCUGCCGAGGACGACGUCCCGCAGUUCCCCAUCUUUUCGGAAGCCCAGACCCAAGGGACCCUGGACAGCCUCAACAUGGACGAUUUAGAGGACCUCCUGAACCCGCCACAUGAAAACGUGGACGGCCAGCGAGCAUCGGCCGCGGGCCAGCAUAACGCGGCGUCUCAGAACACUUCAGACCAAGCCGGCGUCCCGGCGAGCACCUGGAUGAAUUAUCCCAACAGCAUUGUCAACCUGCUCCAGAACGAGAGCAUGAUGGACGUCUUGACCAACAGCAACCAACAGAGGCCCGCCGUUCUGGACGAGUUCGACGAAUUUGACGAAGAUCGGCUCUUUUCGUUUUUAAACAGCGGAAGCCAAGCUGGUUUUGUUUCAGGACACCCGACUUAA
Messenger RNA from Nerophis lumbriciformis (worm pipefish), 1797 nucleotides. NCBI's taxonomy places the organism in Eukaryota, Metazoa, Chordata, Actinopteri, Syngnathiformes, Syngnathidae. The record is from RefSeq and is a predicted model, not a curated record.